Molecule: messenger RNA, 1341 nt
Organism: Nasonia vitripennis (jewel wasp)
Lineage: Eukaryota; Metazoa; Arthropoda; Insecta; Hymenoptera; Pteromalidae
Exons: 5
Coding region: 1-1341 (446 amino acids)
Biological process (GO): DNA catabolic process
Cellular component (GO): cytoplasm
Molecular function (GO): 3'-5'-DNA exonuclease activity; nucleic acid binding
Source: RefSeq, a predicted model, not a curated record
AUGAACAGACACGUUGAUUUAGCAACCUCGGGCAAGGAACUGUGGUGCACGGAUUGCGACUUGCCUAUUUCCUUGAAAGAUGUGAGUCAUGAGAAGAAAUACGGAGUGGCCAGCAUUCUUCAAGUAGAAUGCAUGCGUUGUCAUGGUUUCAACUUUUCAAGCAGAAGAGAAUUCACCAAUCAGUUUUCCAGAAUGAUAGAUAAUGGGCUUGGCGAGACUCAUGUCAACGGUUUAUUGGCAUCAGCUAAUUUCCUAACUAUCUCAUUUACUUUUUUGAAGAAGACUGAGAGGAGACUAGGAUUAGCCAUCGAAGAAGUGGCUAAAGAGUCAUGUUUGGAAAGUAUACAACUAGAAAAGAAAGAAACAUUGGCUGCUAUACAGAACGAGGACACCAAAAUAAAGGAGAUGCUGAGAAAAUUGCAAAAGCUCUACGAAGCAUUGUUUUGCUUGCUUUUGGAGAUCACACACAGUGUGGAGAUUGGUGCGCUGAGAAAAAUAGCCCUGAUGAGUCAAAGCAACGAGUCUGUAAAUCAUAUGAUUGUCAGUAAAAAUCCUAAAUCGAGACAUUACAGUGCCUCAGAUUCUCUGAAUUUUCGUGUAGCUGCAGCUGUAUGUCAGAAGAAUAUUGGCGGCAACUACUAUUCCAAUUUUCGACAGAAGUUAAAAGUAGUACCAGCCCCUCUAUCGGAAAAGUUCCGGAAAAAUAAAGAUAAUAAAAGAGAAAAAAAUAAAAUCUUGAAUAAAACAAUAGUUCAGAAGAAAAGAAGAUUGCAAUUAAAAGAACAACGCGAAACAAAAAAUUCUGUAAAUUCUCGCAAAGAAGGUGUAACGUAUGAAAGUGGUGUGGCUUUGGUUGAUGUGUCUGCAGUACUACCCCAACGACUCCCUGAAAUUGGAAAUUGUGCGCUUGAAUCUUUAAAUGAAUUCAAAGUAGUGAUUUUUGACUUAGAAACAACAGGUUUAUCUAAAAAUUAUGAAAUAUAUCAGAUUGCACCGUGCACUGACGAAGAUUCAUUCAAUGCGUACGUUAUUCCGUCUAAAAAUAUAUCCAAAAAAACAUAUGAAAUAACAGGUCUCCAACUUAUAGAUGGCGAUUUGUAUUAUGAAGAUAAAAGAGUAGAAGCAUUCUCAGCUAGAGUCGCUUGUACGAAUUUCUUAACUUACCUCAACAGUUUUAAAUGCCCAAUCAUUCUGCUUGCACACAAUGGCUUUAGCUUUGACAUGCCAAAAAUAAUAAAUCUUUCAACAGAUUUAGGAUUGAUGGAAGAGUUUAAAUCCGCAGUUCAGAGAAUCCUUACUGAUAGAAAGAAAGAAAAAAAAAGUUUACAGUACAAGCUUUAG